CUUUUGUAAAGUUGAACACGAUUCAACUGUUGGAGAAUACAGACUACACCUUCAGUCCUCAUUCAGCCUAAGCAAAGAUGUCUCACAGCUUUGGUGCCUGACCGUUAUUCCUGAGAAAACAGAACUCGAAAGUCGAGAACCAAUUAGCGGUCUCGCAUAAUUGAAGUUUACAUGGUGUUCAUUUCAACGAUGAAAAGGUCCUGGCAAAAACAAAGGAGGCAUUUAAAGGAAAAUGGCAUUCAACAAUGAUCUGAUGUGUUUAUUUAUGGUUUCACUAUUCUUCGCGAAACAUUGAAAAGUCUUGUUCGUCAAAAUUAAAUUCGUAGGCAAAAUGUUUCAAUUAUCUGAGUCAAAUUACAAUUAAAAGACUUUUGAUUUUCAUGGUUUUUUUUUUUUUUACAUUUAACUGUAAAUAAAAUUCACGCCGUCGAGUUUGCACUUUCACACUGUCCACAGUCUCAAAACCAAUUUGUUUGCGAUGCGUACCCCACACUGCGGAAACGGUUACGAGCUGACUGCUUUUACUAUCUCAGUUAUGAAAACCAUCCAUUUGUUUUUACAGGGAAUAACCCGACCCAGCUGAUUAAAAAUAUCUAUCUAACCGUUAUAAGCUGAAAGAUAAAUUAACGCGCGCUCGAUUGUUGAUUAGUAGAAGACAACAUGCUCAUUAAGGGUAAUAAAUAAUUCCCAUAUUUAAUCUUGAGAUCUAUUAACAAUCCUGUGUUUUAAGUUAAGGGCGGCUUUAAUUAAGUUGCUCCUUAAUAGCUCAUUAUUUGCGCAAAUCUGUGUGUAAAUAGAUUCCAUUCAGAAGGACGUAAUAACAUUAUUUCUUUCAGAAUUAGCCAGAUGAGCUCGUGUUGUGUCUUCUGAUAGCAGUACAAGUGCUGACGGCUGGUUAAAUUUGAUUUACAUGCUUCAAAUAACUUCCACAACAUUCAACACAUGAAACCUUAAGAGGAACCUGGAACAUCAACACGUCAUCCAGUUCACAAUAGCUGGCAGAACGACGGCUCCUUCUAAAAGACUACACUCCUAAAUAUAGGCUUUAAUUUACGGGCCACAUUCGCGAAAAAAAAAACCGUCACUGGAUUUAAGGGAGAACAGAAGUUCACAGUGGCGUAUUGUUUUAAGAGGGUUCAUCCGAUUUUUGAUUGUCGACACCUUGCUCUGUUCAAGCCAUGUCUAACGGCACAAUUCAACCCACGGGCAGUGAAGUGGAACUGGAGGAUAAAGUGAAACCGGCCUUCUAUGCGGUGGCUUUUGUACUGGGACUUCUUGGCAACUUUCUGGUGAUUGUCAUCGUAGCGGCCAGACGAAGUCGUCGCACAGCAAAUGACAUAUUUAUCCUGAACCUGGCCAUAAAUGACCUUGUGUACCUAUUUGUCUGCCUUCCAACUAACGUCUACAUGAUGUUUGCAGACAUUCAGUAUGACCUGUACUGCCGUUUGAUUUGGCCUUUAAUGACAGUCACUGUCAAUCUCAGCAUCUUUACACUUACAUCCAUGGCUGUUUUUCGGUGCUACGUUAUUCUGAAUCCUUUUAAGGCUGAGAUGCGUCAUCGCUACGUACUAAUCUGGAUCUUAGGAAUUUGGCUGCUUGGACUUGUUCUCGUGCUCCCGUUAUUAUUGGUGACAAAACCGAAGCUGGCAGAGCCGUCACAAGGGUGUACAGAGGUUUGGCCUUCCCCUCAAUACAGACAGGCUUACACAGCUAGCCUGUUUGCACUUCAGUUUAUGAUACCUCUGACCAUUAUUGCUGUUGCAUAUGUCCGUAUCGGCCUCGAUUUGGUGCGUCAAGGUAGACACCAGGUACCAGAUCACGCGGUACAUCAAGAAAGAAGAAGAGAGAACAUGCAAGUGAUUAAAACAUUAGCAACGAUUGUGAUCUUAUUUGCUAUUUGCAUGCUGCCUGCCCAGCUAGCCUGGCUUCUUCACGACUUUGCUUAUGAAGAUAACAAAAGCUUGAUAGCUUUUUUGUUCAGCUUCUCUCCCUCACUGCUCUACUUCCACAGUUGUUUGAAUCCAAUUGUUUAUGGUACACUCACUAAGCACUACCGGCGUGGUUUCAUCCGGUUCUUCUCUUACGUUUUCUGCUGCGGCUUUAUGAGCUUGCUCGGAAGAAACUCGGCCGCAAGUCACUCGGGCGUAAACAAGAUAUGUGCAACCUGGGGCCACAGAAACCGUAACACGGACAGUAGUAGCAUUGGUGAGUUCUGCCAACGAAACAAUAACACGGAGGUAGUUUUGCUACACGAGGAACUAUUGAAAGAUGACGGAACAGAAAAAGUUUCGGAAGGAAAACUGGAAGAAGAAACUGUAGUUUAAGUCAAACACGCACAUUUACCUUACGAAGUAUAACACGAAUUAAAACAUUGUAGUAAAAUUCUCAA
Stylophora pistillata is the source of this 2389-nucleotide messenger RNA. RefSeq names its product neuropeptide FF receptor 1. Gene Ontology annotation, biological process: G protein-coupled receptor signaling pathway. Lineage: Eukaryota; Metazoa; Cnidaria; Anthozoa; Scleractinia; Pocilloporidae. Gene Ontology annotation, molecular function: G protein-coupled receptor activity. Gene Ontology annotation, cellular component: plasma membrane. The record is from RefSeq and is a predicted model, not a curated record.